Messenger RNA from Morone saxatilis (striped sea-bass), 1208 nucleotides. RefSeq names its product ABI family, member 3b (gene abi3b). Lineage: Eukaryota; Metazoa; Chordata; Actinopteri; Moronidae. Bases 124 to 1131 code for a protein of 335 amino acids. Gene Ontology annotation, molecular function: SH3 domain binding. The record is from RefSeq and is a predicted model, not a curated record. Gene Ontology annotation, cellular component: lamellipodium. The transcript has 5 exons.
CCUGUGGUAAUUCCGCGUUCACCGCCGAACAAACACCUCCCUGCCUCGACUGACUCUUGCCAAAUCCUUUGACAUCCUCCUCAGGUGGCGUAAAUAACUUUAAGGUUUUGGUAGCAGCGCAACAUGGGAGAAACGACGGAGCAAAAGAACUUUUCUGAAGUUAUUUCUCAGUUAUUUCAAGAGGCUCCAGCCGCCAGGAAGGGUCUAAUUGAGAACCACAGCAACCUCCUGAGGGUCGCAGAUUACUGCGAGAACAAUUACCUUCAGGCAGAAGAUCCAAACAAGGCUGUUGAAGAGGCCAAGGCUUUGGCUGCCCAGUCGCUGGCCAGUGUGGCCUACCAGAUCAACAGUCUGGCCAGCACUCUGCUGAGGCUGCUGGACUCACAAGCCAUGCAGAUCAGAGAUAUGGAGUCUUCAGUCAACGUGCUGUCACUGGCUGCAGCUAUCCACUUCGAGAAGGUAGCCAGGAAAGAAAUUGGAGCUUUUACUACUCCCAAACCCAAGAUUCGUUCCAAGCUUUUGACCACACCGACUUCAGGAAAGGAGCCAGAGCAAAGCUACUUGAGAGUGCCAAUAUCAUACUCCAUCUUGGACUCCGUUGGACACUGCUUUCGGAUCCAGUUUUGGCCUCGCUGUGGCUCCACCAUCAGUCCCCACCUUGAAAACCGUCUCCAACCCGACAAACGACAGCCUGCCUCCACCCCCUCCUCCCAAUGCCAACUUGGACCCCACUGUGCUUGCACCUCCUCCACCACCACCACCUCCCCCUUCCUCCAUAGACACUGGCCUCCCGCCUCCACCCUCUUUGACCUCACCAACAUGUCUCCCCCCACCUCCCCCUCCACCACCAAUCUUCCCAUCAAAUGGCAUGUACCCUCCUCCACCUCCUCCUGCAGCGGGAGGUGCCCCUCUUCCUCCUCCACCUCCACCCCUAUCGGUGUCAAGAGCUGGGCCCCCUCCUCCUCCACCACCCUUUCACACUGGCACCUCUGGUAUGGUGCCACCACCCCCUCCACCACCACCUCCUCCACCACCUCCUCCACCUCCACCUCUCCUACGCUAACAAACAAUAUAUUUUGUGUUAUACAAUGUAUUAACGUACUGAGGGGGCAUGCUGGGUUUUGCCAUUAGAUGGAUGUGUGAAGUGUGUGCAGCAGGGGAAAUGUUUUCAGGCUUGUUGUGAGAUCAACAUAAAGUAUAAAUAAAAG